Messenger RNA from Aspergillus lentulus, 849 nucleotides. RefSeq lists its product as uncharacterized. NCBI's taxonomy places the organism in Eukaryota, Fungi, Ascomycota, Eurotiomycetes, Eurotiales, Aspergillaceae. Gene Ontology annotation, molecular function: hydrolase activity. The record is from RefSeq and is a predicted model, not a curated record.
AUGAUAAAGUCACUCUACUUCCUGUGGGCCAUGUCUGCCCUGACUUGUGCCAGCCGCUCCAACUACUCUGUUCGGCACGAUUUGACGCCGGCACCAAGUAACCAGGCUACUCCCUCGAAUGUUGACUGCGGCGCAGAGAUGGCGUGCCGGUGUGGAAUGUCACAGUUCCUGACACUGCCACAUGCCAACAUUACACGUCCGUCGCAAGCUAAGCAAUGCGCCAACUACAAACUGAUCGACGCUCGCGGCACGGCCGAACCGCAAGGCGUUUCCACCAUGUUCUAUCCCGUGAUCCAGAACAUCCUUUCCAACGUGACUGGUGGCGUCAGCCUACCCGUGGAGUAUCCCGCAGCAGCGAGCCAAAACACCAGCAGCGGCGAGAAGUUCGUGGUGGACACCAUCGCCCACGGACUCCGGCACUGUCCGCACCAGAAGUACGCUCUAUUCGGCUAUUCUCAAGGCGCAACCUUGAUACUUAGGGUCCUCGGCCAACUGAGUCCUCCGGCCCUUGCAUCGAUCAAAUCGGUUAUUCUUGUCGGCAACCCGUACCGUAUGCCCGGGAAGAGUUCCAAUGUGAAUGCUACUGCGCAGCACGAUGAGAGGGCCUCGGUAGGAAUGUUUGCGAGGCAGGCUAUUGCCGGUAACAGGACGAUUCCUCAGCUCUCAAAGGAGAUGGACCAGAGUGGGAACGUGCUUGAUUAUUGUCUUGCAGACGAUUUUGUUUGUGCGUCCAACCCUGCCUGCUCCUGCCAGAUCCCAGCCGGUCACCUGUCCUAUGGCCUGGUUGAUACCGUUCAGCAGACUAUCUUUGAGCAUGUGGUUGGUCGUCUCGGGAGUAUCUCUUACUGA